CAUUACGUCUGCAAUUAGGUGUAGUAUAGCUUAAUUUAAUGUAUUACUCAAUAAAUGCAUUAUUUAAUAGUCGCAAAUAGUUAUUAUUGUUAAAGAAUUGAUAAUAAGUUAGGAAGUUUGAAGCUCUUUCACGUUGUUAAUUAAGUCAGUCACUCGUAGAGGCUCCACAGCGCUACACGUUUGUCAAGGUUUAUUUUUAAAACUUCCAUAGUGCAUCGUUGUUUUUUAUUUCUCUCCUCUUUGGUGUUUUUAUCAGUUUAGUGUAUCAAUUAAUUGUAUAAGAACUCAGUGAAGAUAAUGUUAUAUUUUGUUUGAGAUACUGUUUUGCAAAUAAAUAUUGUGAAACAGUCGGCUUCCUUGGUUUCUUGCCGUGCCAAUGACGUAACACAGACCCACAAAAAUGAAGGACACAGAAUUAAAAUUACCUACGCGCAAUGUACUAACCGGCGCCGUUGUGAACUGGGAAGAUGAUGAGCUAGGCUUCGGAGACAGUCCGAAUAACCUGACGUUGGCAUGGAAAGACCUGUCCGUUUAUAGGAAGAAGAAAACACAAACCAGUAUAUGGAGAUCGCCGGUUUAUGAAGAAAUUAGGGUUUUACAUGGAGUCAAUGGAAUCGUUUCGUCAGGAAACUUAGUCGCUUUAAUGGGGUCUAGUGGUGCCGGCAAGACCACACUCCUAGCUGCCAUCAGCCGUCGCGACAAGAGCGCGAUGACUGGCUACCUCAUGCUGAACGGCAGACUGGCUGGCGCAGACCUGAUAUCGAGGAUAUCUGGCUUCGUACCUCAGGAAGACUUGGCUAUCGAGGAUCUAACGGUCGAUGAGCAUAUGGAGUUUAUGGCCCGAAUGAUGAUGGACAAGCGAUCAACAAAGGGAGUAAGAGCAAGACGUGUUCAGCAGCUACUAAGUGAAUUAGGAGUCAACAACUGCACUAAAACUAAGCUCAAAGCCCUCUCUGGAGGAGAGCGGAAAAGAGUCUCAUUGGCAGUACAGCUUUUAAACGACCCUCCAAUAUUAUUCUGCGAUGAGCCCACAACGGGCCUUGACAGUUGGGCAGCCGCAGCUGUAGUAGGUCGCCUUAGGAAGUUAGCUAUAGGAGGAAAGCUGGUAGUCUGUUCGGUACACCAACCGGCUUCUGGAGUCUUCGAGCUGUUCCACCAAGUUGUGUUGUUGGCUAAUGGGAGGAUUGCCUUCCAUGGAACUAUUGAACAGGCUGACACGUUCUUUGCAUCCCUAAACUUCAAAUGCCCCCUCGGUUUCAACGCAGCAGAGUACUACAUAUCCCUGCUCGGUAUACAAAUUGACAAAGAAAUGGAGAGCAGGGAGCGAAUCAGGCGCAUUUGUGACGAAUACUCAAGAUCUGAUAUAGCAGCCGAGAUCGAUAGCAAAGUCGGCAAUGUUAAGGAUGAGAACGAGUAUUUUAAUGGCGAAACUGAUGAGAAGGAUCAGUAUUAUGAGCGAUAUGUAACUCUAGUCAAAGUGAAUUACUUCGUACAAUUCUAUUGGCUGAUGUGGAGGAAUGUCCAAGCUCUAAAGCGUAACUACAGCAUUUGGAUCGCCGAGUUCUUUUUACUUAUGUUCGUAGGGCUGAUAAUCUCAGUCCCCUACCACGGUCACUUCGACGAACUGGACCAGCGCGACAUACAGAACGUGGAAGGUUUGCUCUACCUGACCAUCACGGAGACGAUAUUCCUCUUCAUCUAUGCUGUCUUCAUCACGUUCCCUAGUGAGGUGCCGAUACUGUUGAGAGAAACGGCCAGUGGGCUGUAUUCGCCGUUACCUUAUUAUUUGUCGAAGAUGAUAUUUUGGAUACCUCGAGCAGUAAUAGAACCGACUCUCUUCACGACCCUAAUAUUCUUGAUAGCGGGACUCCACGGCGGUUUCAUGGGCUGGCUAGGAUUCAACUUCGUCUGCAUUCUAUGUGCUAACUACGCGAACGCUUAUGGCUCGUUCCUAUCAGCGACGUUCAACUCUAUGGAAACUGCUGCUCUCGUGUCGGUACCGUUCGAACUCGUUGGCACUAUGUUCUCUGGCCUUUACUUGAACUUAGCUAGCGUUUCUCCAUACUUAUCUUGGCUAAGAUACAUAUCAGGCUUCUACUACGGCGUCGAAAGCAUUUCUAUACUUCAAUGGGAUUCUAUUGAAACUAUUGACUGUGUAGUCAUUGACGGCAUGCCUUGCAUAAGAACAGGGCCAGAAGUAUUGAGAAGAUUCGGGUAUGACGAAGAUCAUUUCUGGCGAAACUGUCUAUGUUUGUUCAGCAUGUACUGCAUAGGACACUUCAUAGCCUUCCUUAUGGUAAUCAGAAGGAGUAGGGGCACACCUGUAUAUUAGAAAAGAGUUCAAUUGUAUAUAGUUCGUAACCAUAGUGUCUAUUAGUGCUGUUGCUUAAAAUAUGCCCGUGCCAUAAAGGUUGACAGGGUAACAGUUAAAUAUUGUUUUAAGUAUAAAUAAGUCGCCUUAUUUUAUUGGUAAAGAGGUCUUGAGAAAAUAAAAAUAGUCUUAAUACUCAGCGAGAA
This is a messenger RNA of Helicoverpa armigera (cotton bollworm), 2517 nucleotides long. Its product is annotated as protein scarlet. The coding region runs from base 401 to 2332 and encodes 643 amino acids. Gene Ontology annotation, biological process: transmembrane transport. Gene Ontology annotation, molecular function: ABC-type transporter activity; ATP binding; ATP hydrolysis activity. The transcript is spliced from 12 exons. Gene Ontology annotation, cellular component: plasma membrane. Lineage: Eukaryota; Metazoa; Arthropoda; Insecta; Lepidoptera; Noctuidae. The record is from RefSeq and is a predicted model, not a curated record.